Molecule: messenger RNA, 2310 nt
Organism: Salvelinus fontinalis (brook trout)
Lineage: Eukaryota; Metazoa; Chordata; Actinopteri; Salmoniformes; Salmonidae
Product: igLON family member 5-like
Exons: 8
Coding region: 551-1552 (333 amino acids)
Cellular component (GO): neuron projection
Source: RefSeq, a predicted model, not a curated record
UCGCAUUUGUUGUUUCUCGGAGCAACGCAUUGAGUGCAGGGCGACAAGACGCGCUGCAUACCGACAGAGAUAGAGGAGAGGAGCCUAAUUACGGGACGAAUUGUCUACUACAGAACGCACAUAUUGUAUCCAUUAGUUUGCAAUGUUCUGUCGAAUACUUGACAGAAAACAGUUGAGUAUUUACCUUCGUGUCUAGGUGCGCAUUUGAGCACAUUUGCUCUCCAAACCAUUGAAAACAACAUUAAUUCAGUGUCUGGAAUAUUUGAGAUUUUUGCACCAGAAUUUUGUCAUUUGGUAUUCCCUCUACGUCUACGAAAACAUCAACAAUCCCUUCUUUGGCUAAGUGGGGUCAUCAGCGAGAAAAGUCAAGGGGAUAGACACAUGUUUUUGUUCAGUCACAUGUAAAAGCAGUUGGUUAUUACUGUUGGACAUAAAUAAAACACACCAGGUAGAUCUUUUUACAUUUUUCCUGCAAAGGCUCCAUACAAGGGGACUACAACGGUAUCCUACUACGAAAACAACAACUAAAAAUCCAUCGAAACAUCAAAACAUGAGGUGCCCAGUCUUACGAAACGUGUUCGCUGGUUUGCUCCUCGCAUUGCUGUCGAAAGGGCCAAGUGUGCACGGAGCCGAAUUCGGCCACCUGCCCGACAACAUUACAGUCCUGGAAGGAGAGAGCAUCAUUCUGAGGUGUAAAAUCGACGAGGAGGUGACCCACAAGGCGUGGUUGAACCGCUCAAACAUCCUGUUUGCAGGGACAGACAAGUGGUCGCUGGACAGACGGGUGUCGCUGGUCAACAGUAACACUAGUGACUUCUCCAUCCAGAUAGAGAGAGUGGAGGUGGCUGACGAGGGGCUGUACACCUGCAGCUUCCAGGCCAGCAACAAGCCCCGUAUAGCCCACGUCUUCCUCAUCGUCCAAGUGCCAGCCAGAAUCGUCAACAUCUCCCAAGAUGUGUCAGUGAACGAGGGGGGCAACGUAUACCUUUUCUGUCUGGCGGUGGGACGACCUGAACCCACUGUCACCUGGAAGGAGAACAAAUAUGGUCUAAUGAGUGAGGGGGAGUUCCUGGACAUAACAGAGAUCAAGCGGCAUCAGGCGGAGGAGUUUGAGUGCAUUUCCAACAACGGAGUGACGCAGCCCGACAUACGCAAAGUCAAGGUCACCGUCAACUACCCUCCCAUGAUCACAGACGUAAAGAACAUGCCAGCCCAGCUGGGCAAAACGGCCAUUUUGCGCUGUGAGGCCAUGGCAGUACCCACGGCCUCCUUUGAGUGGUACAGAGACGACCGCAGGCCGGUAGAGAGCGAUAAUACUCUGAGGAUCAAGAACGAGAAGACGCGCUCACUGCUUCUCUUCACCAACGUGACGGACAAACACUUUGGCAACUACACCUGUUUUGCCUCCAACAGGCUUGGAGCCUCCAACGCCAGCAUGCUGCUCUUCCGGCCGGGAGCCGUGUACGGGCGAGGCGUGGCCGUCAACGUGGGGGUGAGUGCGGGUGUCGGCUUCUGGCUUUGCCUCUCUGUCUCUCUCCUGAUGAAGGUCUAAGAGCUUUUCCCGGAAGUCCCGUCCCGCCUGCGGAAGGAAAAAGGAAUUUCUUUAAUUACGAACCCAUCACUGUGAAACAAAAAUGAUAUGCAUUAUUCCAGGAGCCAUUGACGCAUCGCAUCUCACACCCACACCAACUCCCCCCUCUUCCUCACCCCACUACCUCCCCCCUUGCUACCUAUAUUGCCACUGUCACCAUUACCACUCUCUCUCUUCAUCCUGUUUCCAAUGAGGGUCACAUUGGUGAUGUCUAUAAUGUGUUUAUUAAGAAUGAUAAUUGUGAUAAUGAUGAUGAUGAUGAUGAUGAUGAUGAUGAUGAUGAUGAUGAUGAUGAUGAUGAUGAUGAAAACAGAUAUUUAACACCAGGAUAAUACUAUUAUAAAUCUAAAUGAUGACUGAUCUACACUACUGUUGGUCUCAUAGACAUUUGAAAACUAGGAGUAACAACACUCCUAUUUAUGGUUGGAACUACUCUAUAAUAACAAUGAUUAGUCAUUAUGAUGAGGGUCACGUGACCUUGUUGAAAGCUGUCCAUUGGCCCGUUGGCCCUGUGACAUUUGACCCUAUGAUCAUACAAGUACCGUUGUAUUUUGUUUUUAACCGCGUGGCAGUGUAUAUGACGCGGCUGCUACGAAUGAUGUCAAAACACACAUGAAGGGUGGGCGGUGGGCGGUUCUAUAUAGUCUCAGCCCUUCUACUGCAUCCUUUUGGGGAUCUCAACCAAGACGAAGCACGUGAGAAGUCCCCCCCCCCCCCCC